AUGGGUCAGACAUCAAAAGCAAGUACACAACAAGGCCCAUGGUCUAGUCUAUGGAGUUUAAACAUUCCAAAUGCCACCAAAGUUUUCCUGUGGAGGGCUUGUCUAAAUGCACUUCCUACUCGCGCUAAUCUAAAGGUAAGGAAAGUGGUGGAAGACACAGCUUGCCCUAUAUGUUCCCAACCAUCUGAGACCAUUGAACAUGUACUGUGGGAAUGUCCCUCAGCAAGGGAUGUAUGGUCUAUGAGCAGUAGGAAGUUUCAAAAGGCCAGUAUAGGUUCCUUUUCUUUGGUAGAGAAACUUGAGGGCUUAGUGGAAUCAAAGGAGACAAAAGAACUUCAAACUUUUGCUAAGCUGUCAGUGAGCAAGAGGGCAGGGGUGCUGAAGCAACAAAUCAACCAGGCGUGGGAGGCUCCCUCUCAAGGCAAAAUUAAGGUAAACUGGGAUGCUUCAGUAGACAAAGUUGCAUGCAAAGUGGGAGUAGGGGUUAUACUACGUGACUGGAACAGCAGUGUACUAGCAACGCUGCGUAUGGAGCAGGAUUUGUUCCCUGAUCCCCACAUGGCAGAAGCCUUUGCAGUCCAACAGGCUAUUUUGUUCUGUAAAUCUCUUGGCCAUUGGGAUGUUGUUCUGGAGGGGGACUCCUUGCUGGUGGUGGAAGGCCUAAAAGCUAAGUCAAAUACUCUCAAUUAUGUAGGCCAGAUUGUAGCAGACACCAAAGAAAUUCUCAACACGUUCAGAUCGUGGUCAGUAAGGCAUGUUGUAAGGGCAACCAAUGUAGUUGCUCAUGCCUUAAGUAGGGAUGCUUUUAGAAUCAGUGGUCAGACCACUACUUUUGUACACAUCCCACCUUGUAUUCAAACUAUGGUGACAUAG
Carya illinoinensis is the source of this 873-nucleotide messenger RNA. RefSeq lists its product as uncharacterized. The record is from RefSeq and is a predicted model, not a curated record. Lineage: Eukaryota; Viridiplantae; Streptophyta; Magnoliopsida; Fagales; Juglandaceae. The coding region runs from base 1 to 873 and encodes 290 amino acids. Gene Ontology annotation, molecular function: nucleic acid binding; RNA-DNA hybrid ribonuclease activity. The transcript has 2 exons.